AUGGAUGAAGAUUGCUUAAAAGAAAUUCUGGAUGAUGCCAUAGUGAAUGAGGGAAACAUUGAGACAGCAGUAAGCGUGGCCAAUCUCGCAAAAAGAUGUUUGAGGUUAAAAGGGGAGGAAAGGCCUACCAUGAAAGAAGUUGCCAUGGAGCUAGAGGGAAUGGCAAUUAUGGCAAAGCAUCCGUGGGGAAAGAAUGCUAAAUUCUGUCCGGAAGAGAAUGAGUACCUACUUGGGUCACCUACUUCAGACAGUUAUGACAUGGAUGCUAGAGGAGGUGAUCACAAUUCCAGUGGUUUAACUAUUGGUACGACAACUGGGUAUGACAGCAUGCAAAUCCAGAUGUUGAUGCCACAUGGUAAUGGACGAUAG
Fragaria vesca subsp. vesca is the source of this 369-nucleotide messenger RNA. RefSeq names its product wall-associated receptor kinase 3-like. The record is from RefSeq and is a predicted model, not a curated record. Gene Ontology annotation, biological process: protein phosphorylation; cell surface receptor signaling pathway. The transcript has a single exon. Gene Ontology annotation, molecular function: protein serine/threonine kinase activity. Lineage: Eukaryota; Viridiplantae; Streptophyta; Magnoliopsida; Rosales; Rosaceae. The coding region runs from base 1 to 369 and encodes 122 amino acids. Gene Ontology annotation, cellular component: plasma membrane.